GUGGGCUCCACGAUGAUGUCACACAUUUGGUUGGCUCAUGGAAGCUACAACUGAGGUUUAUGUGUAUGUUCAAUUCGGUUCAGGAGUUUUGUGGCCAAAUAUCAUAUAUUAUGGUGAUAUAAUCUCAAUAAUUAGAGCCACGGAAGAUGUCAAGUUGUCAAGAGUUCAAACUAUGUACUGCAAAUCCAUCGACGUUGGCAACCCCCAGAACUUGAAACGUCGCAACCACUCUUCGUCUCGGGUAAUUGCAAAGGCCAGGUGGUUGCUUUUCCAAUAACAACUACCUUACCAAAAGAGAGAAAAAGAGACAAAGAUGAUUUACCUGUCCAGCAAAUUUAGUUAUCGGAGUGUUUAAUCUAAAGAGCAACUAGACGCGGUUGAUGAUGAUGAUGGACAUCUACCAGCUCAACUUCGCCGGCCUCCUGGGUCUCUGCGCAGUCUUGUCUCUCGCGGGGAGAAAACCGGCCCAAUCCGCGGGACAGAGGAAACAGUGCAAGGAGAGUUCUAAAGUAUCACAAUCGCCUUUCCUGGUGGUGUAUUCGCUGGUGAUGGGAGCAGACUGGCUGCAGGGCCCUUUCUUGUUCUCUCUGUAUAGGGACGAACAUGGUGUCAGCUCGAGUCUAGUUUCAGCCCUUUUCACGGCGGGGUUCCUUUCCGGUGCGGCCAGCGGUUACUUCGUCGGCUCUGUGGCCGACAGGCACGGUCGGAAAGCGGCCUGCCUGUUCUUCUGCCUGGCAUACUCGGCCUCGUGUCUCCUGACCAUGAUACCCAAUGUGCCCUUGCUGUUCCUGGGCCGGGCGCUGGGUGGGCUCAGCACGAGCCUCUUGUUCAGCGUGUUUGAGGGCUGGAUGGUGACCGACUUCCACAAUCAAGCGCUGGGGGAGAAGGGGGGCGAUAUAUCACGUACCUUCGGCCUCAUGAGUACCUUGAACAGCAUCAUGGGGAUCCUCAGCGGAGUCCUCAGCGAGUGGUUGGUUUCCGUGACCGGCACACGGAAGUCGCCAUUUGCCGCCAGCAUCGCGCUGCUCGGCCUUGCCUUUUGGGUAAUUUGGUCGCAAUGGGAUGAAAACUAUGGCGAUGCUGCGGUGAAAGAGAAGCGGCCAGAGAAACAACCAGCCGAACCCAGACGGCUCUGGUCCAUCUUGACCGAUUCCCAAGUCAUAUCCCUCGGCCUCGCGUGCACCACGUUCGAAGGCUCCAUGUAUCUCUUCGUCUUCUUCUGGACACCUGCCCUGAAGUCGGUGCACGCCUCGAGCGGCGGGCUCCCCUACGGCAUCAUAUUCGCCAGCUUCAUGGCUUCCAUCCUCGCCUCUUCUCUGGCAUUCAACAUGGCCAUGGAGCGAAGGCUGCUGAAGUACUCGAGUCUCCUGCUCGUGAUAUUUGGCGUCGCCGGCCUCUGCUUUUUCCUCGCAGCUCGCCCUGGGUCGGAACAGUCGACGUUCUGGAUAUUCUGCCUCUUCGAAGCCGCAGUGGGACUGUAUUGGCCAUGUAUGGGGUAUCUGAAGGGGAAACUGGUCGACGACGGGAUCCGAGCCCAGGUCUACUCGAUUCUGAGGAUCCCUCUGAACGUCUUUGUUGUCAUGUCUUUGAUAUUCACAGGGGACGGGGAUUCCUUCGGGUCGGUGUUUUCUACCUGUUCGACCCUUCUCCUGGCGUCUUGUGGCAUGUUGGCGAUCGGCUUUCUCAACAAGGAAGCCCCAUAGGACCCGACAUGCUAGCUGUAAUACCGCCCAUCGUUGUAGGCGACCCAACACAAGAACUCCGGAGCGAAGACGCGAGCAUCGCAUCACAGAUAGAAUGCAUUGUCAGGACCUCGGUCGAUCGGCGGGGUAAUAGGUAGAUCAUAUUAUACCAUGCAUUCAAUGCUAUAAAAC
Molecule: messenger RNA, 1874 nt
Organism: Phialemonium atrogriseum
Lineage: Eukaryota; Fungi; Ascomycota; Sordariomycetes; Cephalothecales; Cephalothecaceae
Product: DUF791-domain-containing protein
Exons: 3
Coding region: 381-1703 (440 amino acids)
Biological process (GO): molybdate ion transport
Cellular component (GO): membrane
Molecular function (GO): molybdate ion transmembrane transporter activity
Source: RefSeq, a predicted model, not a curated record